UUAGAUAAUCGCCAAAUGAAAGCGUCCAGCGUUGAAACAGAAGAAACAUGUUUCUAGACCCGUAUCUAUAAAAUAUCUUCAUUUCUGUAUAAAGCUAAAUUGUUUUGAUAAUUAAAGAAAUGCAAUUGACAUUUAUUUGUUAUUUAAACAAUAUUGAGGGUUUGCGCUACAUGAACUUUACCCAAAAAUACAAUUUAGUCUACAAAAGAGGCAACCGGUGUUCCUUACCCCACCCAUUCACUUAGAGUUUUGAAUUGACGGUCAGUAUAGAGAUACUUAACACCUAGUCUGAGUGUUGACUUGAGGUAAAUAUGGCUGAAGAUAGUAGUAAGAAAAUCAAGUAUGUUCCUAUGGUGUUAGAGAAGUCACAAGUCCCUAGAGGAGCUAUCAGGGUUUCCCAGUCGGAUGUUAUAGCAAUGCAACAAGCUAGAAUAAGAAGAUGUAAAUCUAUCUCUGAAAUAAGUGCUUUUCGAUUUGCACCACAUAUACUCGGAGCUUCAACUGCGUUAACUGCAAUGUCUAUUAAUUCACAUUUUCGGUUAAAGUUUCAGUUAAUGAAUCUUGGAGUGAUGUUUAGUUACGGUCCAGUAGUGGUUGUUCCAACCUUAAUGACUCUUUUAUUGAAUGAUUUUUUGUCGACCAAGGUGCUUUUACAACCUGAGUGUAGGGAGUGCCUACAGGUGAGAAGUGGUGUUUUUCAAGUGGCAACCUCUGUGUUAUAUAGUUCUGUACUUGCUCCGUUAACCAGUAUUAUAUUAUCAAGGAGAAACUUCACAUAUGCAAAUCCUAGGAAUAGAUUUGAACCAAACAUAUACCAUGCAUUAAAGACAAAUGCAUAUGUACGUGGAUGCUUGGCAGCUUUAAUGGCUGCAAAUUUUACACUAGGGGCUUAUGUACGAUACAAACAAAGCCAACAACUGGAUAGUUUAAUGGAGAAGGAAUCCCACGUCGACACAAAGAAAAUUCUAGAAGAAAUAAGAGACUAAUUUUAAUUACAUUCAUUUGAUAUUAGAUUGUUGCAUCUGUUCUGUUACUUUUUUAUUCAUGAUAGCAUGUUAUGAGUUCUAUAUUUCAGCAUUUUUCAAAAGUCCUGUGAAAUUAAGAAACAAUUUGAGCCGUGUCACGACAAAACCAACAUAGUGCAUUUGCGACCAGCAAUGGAUCCAGACCAGCCUGCACAUCUGCCCAGUCUGAUCAGGAUCCAUGCUGUUUGCUAUCAGUUUCUCUACUUGUAAUAGAGUUGGUAAGCGAACAACAUGGAUCCUGAUCAGACUGCGCAGAUGCGUGUUGAAAAAAAAUCAUGAUAAAACUUAGUGACAUUAUGCCCAUCCUAAAGUAUAUAGUGUGUCUACAGGUGAAAACCAAAUAAGUUACAUUUUGCCAUUAUUCUUUUUAAUUUUAUUAUUUACUUCACACGAAUAAUAAAUAACUCACAUGGCCUGAAAAAAAACUUCCUGUAAAUAUCCAUCGGAAUUUACAUGUGACAUUCAAUAUUUUAAAAAGAAUGGGGCAGUCUUUUUUUUAUAUUUUGGGCAGAUUUUUGUAUCCUUAACAUUUUCCAAUUUUUAUUGAUGAUCAAACACCAUUAAAACAAUCAAUGUUUUGAAAGGUGUAAUAAGUUCAGCUCAACUUAACAAUUAAAUAAUGAGCAUAAUGUCACUAACCACCUACUUAUUUUCUUUCAAAAUAGACUUGGUGUAUGUUUGAUUUUACAACUGUAUGUUAUAAAAAUUAUGUUUAAAGCCUCUAAAGUUUAUGCUGUUGUUUUGAAUAAUGAAAUAUAAGUGUUAGUAGCUGAUACAGAAAGAAAUGGGGGAAAUGUUAUUCAGUUUGCCAUAAAUGUUUUACAGUUGAGUUUAUGUUUGAAAGCUAUUUGCACUGCCAUAAUCAUGAAAUGAGCCGCGUCACGAAAAAACCAACAUAGUGGGUUUGCGACCAGCGUGGGUCCAGACCAGCCUGCGCAUCCGUGCAGUCUGAUCAGGAUCCAUGCUGUUUGCUGUCAGUUUUCCACUUGUAAUAGAGUAGGUAAGCGAACAGCAUGGAUCCUGAUCAGACAGCGCGGAUGCACAGGCUGGUCUGGAUCCAUGCUGGUCGCAAACCCAUUAUGUUGGUUUUGUCAUGACUCAGCUCAAAUGGUUAUAAAAUGAUCAAAUGUUUAAUUACCUAUAAAUUAUGAAUGUUGCACUUUAUAUUAAAUGUGCUUUUUGAAUUUGAGGUAAAAAGUGCUCAAUAUAUAAUUUAUGUAUAUUGAAUGUUUAGAUGUUAAGUCUGGACAAUUGAAUAUCAAAGUGUUUUAAGUUAAUUUUAAUAAUAAAGCUAGAAAUGAAA
Ruditapes philippinarum (Manila clam) is the source of this 2328-nucleotide messenger RNA. RefSeq lists its product as uncharacterized. Gene Ontology annotation, biological process: mitochondrial respiratory chain complex I assembly. Gene Ontology annotation, cellular component: mitochondrion. The transcript has 3 exons. The record is from RefSeq and is a predicted model, not a curated record. Lineage: Eukaryota; Metazoa; Mollusca; Bivalvia; Venerida; Veneridae. The coding region runs from base 312 to 986 and encodes 224 amino acids.